Messenger RNA from Bufo gargarizans (Asiatic toad), 2269 nucleotides. RefSeq names its product vascular endothelial growth factor D (gene VEGFD). Gene Ontology annotation, molecular function: chemoattractant activity; vascular endothelial growth factor receptor 3 binding; growth factor activity. Gene Ontology annotation, biological process: positive regulation of angiogenesis; vascular endothelial growth factor receptor signaling pathway; response to hypoxia. The coding region runs from base 367 to 1383 and encodes 338 amino acids. Gene Ontology annotation, cellular component: membrane. The record is from RefSeq and is a predicted model, not a curated record. The transcript is spliced from 7 exons. Lineage: Eukaryota; Metazoa; Chordata; Amphibia; Anura; Bufonidae.
UGUGAAGAAACUUUCAAUACAGAGCUUGGAUUACUGCUGUGCUCCUUCUUUCUGUCCUGAAUUACCAAGACCAUGAUGAAGCCUCAAUGCCUACAGUAAUUCAAGAACUAAUUUCUAAGUAGAAAACUCUGAAAACGUACUUGUCUAAUCUCGGUUCAUUAUGUUUCAAAAGAAAGGAAAUCGCACAAAUCUACGAAGGUCGUCCAGCAGCUGCUCCAUUACUGGCCACUAAUUACCAUUUCUUAAAUUACUGGUAGCUUCUUAGUGGCUUUCAGAGUGCUGUUUUUAUGGGACUUUUUAACACCAUGUACUAUAAAAUAGACUCCUGCAGCUGCACCUUGUUCAGGGCUUAAAGUGCUCACCAAUAUGACCUGUGUUUGGGGCAUUGCAAGCUUUCUUGUGGGAUUUUUGCACCUCCUUCAAGCAUUUGCCUACGAUGGUGGGAGUGUUAAGGGAGUGACGCAGAGUGAGUUAGAACAGAGGAUCAGAUCGGCUGCAAACCUUGAAGAGCUGCUACGCAUCACUCAUCCCAGAGAGUUGAAGUUAUGGAGAUGUCGGUCAAAACUUAAGUCCUACAUCAGCACUGACACCAGGUCAGGGCCCCACCGCUCAACCAGAUUUGCUGCAGCAUUCUAUGACAUUGAAAUACUAAAAGCUAUUGAUGAGGAGUGGCAGAAGACGCAGUGCAUGCCCAGAGAAACCUGUGUGGAUGUGGGAAAGGACCUCGGCACAGCUACCAGCACAUUCUUCAAGCCGCCCUGUGUCUCGGUGUACAGAUGCGGAGGUUGCUGUAAUGAAGAGGGUGUCACUUGCUUGAAUACCACCACUUCUUAUGUCCUGAAAACGGUUUUUCAAAUAUCUGUGCCUUUGACUCAAGCACCAGAACCUGUAACUAUCAAGGUUGCCAAUCACACAAGCUGCAAAUGUUCACCCAGCGGCUCCCGUCAUCCACCGACCAUCAUUCGUAGAUCCGUGCGCUAUCCAGAAUAUGGUUGUUUUCAAGAAAAUAGAUAUUGUCCUUCUGGUUUCCAGUGGAACAGUACCAAGUGUGAGUGUGUGCUAGAAAAGGAUACACCACUUAUCAGAAGAAGGGAAGAGUUGGCCUUAUGCGGCGCACACAUGGAGUUUGAAGACAAUUGUGAAUGUGUGUGCAAGCUGAAAUGUCCCGGAAACCUCGUGCUGAAUAAAGAGAACUGUACCUGUAGUGAAUGCAGUGAAAGUCUGGAUAGCUGCUGUGAAAAGAGGAAAAUAUUUCACCCAGAAACCUGCAGCUGUAAAGACGAUUGCCCAUUCCAAGCCAAAGUGUGCCCAGGUGGUAGAAGAGCCUGUGCUAAACAGUGCCCCUGCCUCAGAAGAGGACUUAACCUCAGAGACAAUCCAUAAGUAGAAGGCAUCACAGUUCAAGAUCUCAGAGGACAAUUCAGAGCAUUACUACGGGGAGAACAUUCAUAUAUCUAUAUCUACUGUUAUUAAGGUGGACAAUGAUGUCUGAGGAUAAAUAAUUGCAGUACAGACAACGGUCCAAUGGAUUUCUGCUGUGAUGGAUGUAAAUGAACCACCAAAACCAGCUCUUUGAAGCCACCUACACUCAGGCAAUCCUUGCUGAUCAGUGUGAUCACUUCAUCCAAACCUGAGACUUAUUAAAAGCAAUGGUGGACUGACUAUCUGGACUGAACUUAUAGUUGGUCAGUGACAGGCGAGGAUUGGCCAUAGACCCUACAGAAAAAUUUCUUGGUAAGUCGAUGCCUAGGAGGGCCAACAGUCCUCCUGAAUUCAACUGUAUUGACGUCCUCAGGACAGCUAUAUCGUUGAAAACUGUGGCACAGGUGGCAGUAUUUUGUGCUGCACUGUGGUAUUUGGUUCAGCUGAGGAGGUAUAUUGCUCUGCCCUAUGGUUUUGCUGGCCCUCCUGCUUCUGUUGCCCCUGCCUUAUUAUGUUGCCUCCUUUCGGUAUGGACCCGCCUGCAACAUGGGGCCUCUUUUAAUUUUUUUUCCUGGGCCACUUUUAGUUCCCAGUCCUACAACUCUUGACCUUAAGGCAGAAUCAACCACUGUCUGGGAAGCUUAAACUAUAUGUUUGCUGGAAGCAAGAUAUCUCAAGAUAUGUGGAUAAGAACAAUGUGGAUGGAAGUCAUCACCAGUCAAACCUUAACCCUAAGUUCACACCUGAGCGUUUUACAGCGCAUUCAAACGCGCUGUAAAACGCUCAACACGUGAAAACCAAUGCUUUCCUAUGGCCCUGGUUCACACUUGAGCGUUUUACAGCGCGU